Molecule: messenger RNA, 3260 nt
Organism: Didymodactylos carnosus
Lineage: Eukaryota; Metazoa; Rotifera; Eurotatoria; Philodinida; Philodinidae
Source: the annotation of a GenBank genome assembly
AUGUACUGUUGUGGACUUUGUCAGAAGAGACCAAAACGAUCAGUUCAAAGUGGCGAAAUUCGUCGUCAGCUAGAAGACGACGAAGAAUCUGAUAUAAAUGAAGAAUCAGCGAAUAGUUACACAGAACGUAGAGUGAAACUGAACAGAAAAGCAUCAGCAGCACCACACAAUGAAGACUUUUCUAGUCAUCUUGAUAUUAGUCGUUUAACCGUGCCGAAGAAGGUGGAACAUGUAAAACUUGGUCACACAUUGUGUAGUAACGAUGAACUGUUGAUAUUACAAGAUGGUAUUACAGCACUACAAGUGCAAGAUCAUACAUUAGAACCACAACACGUUCAUUGGAAUCAUGGUCUUAUCCGAGAUAUCUGUUGGUCGUCCUUACGUCGAAUAUUCAUAUGUAUAUGUCAAAAACGUGUUCACAGUUUUGAUCCGAUGAAUGUAGAAUCCCAAAUAAAUACAUUCUCUCACAUUUUACCAUAUGAAGAAAAAUACUCAUUUUGGAGGUGUACAUGCACACAAUCGACACUUUUUAUCUGUUACGCGGGACAUGGAACAACCAUCGAUGAAUAUGAUUUAUCGUCCUCGCCUGUUAGAUUAAAAAAGCAGUGGAACUCGCCCAGAUCAUGUCUGGAAACAGAAGGUAUAUGGUCCAUUCGAUGUGGUGAAGAUCAAAUCGGUUUAACAAUAAUGGAUUCGAUAACAGAAAAAUGGCACCUAGAAGUUCGAACUCUCAAAAUGGGCUUAUUAUGGCGCGUAGAUCUCCCUAUCACUGGUGGUGAUUGUGAAUUAUCCUUAAUGCUGAACGAUGAUUGGAUUAUUUUAAACAGUUAUAUUAACCGCUUAUAUCAGAUAUCAGAUCGGAAACUAAGAAUAGUUGUUCAAUAUGAACGCGACAUAAAAAAUGCCAUUAUGUUUACUGAUAAGUUUCUUGUUAUACGUACAAAAAGUACAAUUGAGAUUCAUUAAAUAAAAAUUUCUGUUGAGCAUUUGGUCAUCCAUCGUGGGAUUCCCUAGAGAGAAAAAUGUAUUUGCAGUGAGUAUAUAGUUGAAAAAUAAAAAUAUAAGAUUUAACAGGUCUAAAACUAUGAACAGACGAGUUUAAUAAAUUACGGAGUAGUCUCGUGGGUAUAGUUAUGCUCCAUAGCCAUCUACUACUUGAAAAUGUUGCUUUUACUUGAUAACAUCGUGCAGAGAAGAGAUAGAGACUUGCGUUUUUCAUCUAUGCAUUACCAGGCAUUGCACAGUGAACAUUCAGUCAAAAAGUCUUUUGUCAGAGUUUUCAGAGAGCCCAUACAUGGAUAUAUAUGGGCUAUGUAAGACAGUAAAAAUUUUUGUCCCGGCUGUUUUGGAUCAUGGAGAAACCGUACUGCCAAAAGCUAGUGUGAAAAUCUAGGAGCCUGGACGUAAACUUAACUUUUUAUUGAAACUUCCAGAUUUUAAUACAAAAUAAUAUAGAAUAUAAAUUCAGACUUCUUCUGCUACAGACCAGCUAAAUUACACGAUUUAGAAAGUGUUAUAAACGUUGUUGGACCAUAUAUUUAGUCUUCCAAAACUGUCUUUUUACGUAAAAUGUAUUUUUUCUCCGUUCACAAACUUUUUUAAGAAAAUUGAAGUCUCUCAUUAAUCUUUCAAAGACCAAAAUCUCUGGUAAAAGCGCGAUGAGUUUAUACCUCUAACAGAUAGUUUUCAGCCGUCACACUAUGUUCUAUGUAAGUUCAACAUAUUUAUCUAUUAUCGUUCUCGUACUGAAUAUUUUUGUGAAUUCUAGGCAAAUAGGGCCCUAUUUGUAGGUAAUAGAAACAGGGCAACAGUGUUAAACUUAUAUUAACGGUGAAAAACAAUUUUUGAAUUACCUCUAGAAUAAAAAAGGUUAUUUAAAAGCACUUUGUUCAUAUUUGACAGCUGAACCAUCAGCUACAAAUUUUGUAUCAAACGUUUCGAAAGUGUUGGUACAAAUUUUCUGGUUUCUCUAACGUACGUAAAUAGAAAUGCCUUUUUGCGUGAUACCUUCUGAUUUGAAUAAAAAUCCAAAACAACUUAAUUAAAGCUAAAUUUUCAGAGCAGAUUCGCCCGCCUGGAAUGCACAUAACGACAUAAGAAUCAAUUCUAUAGUUCCUCCAUUUCUCGAUGAAAAUGAAAACAGUUGUGGCUCAAACGCAACGGCGUAACAUUUGUUCCAGGCAAAUGGUGAGCUCACCAUAAGUCCAUGGGGAUAACAAAACAUCCACAGUUAACUUGAAAUUAAGCCACAUCCUAUAUUUGGUUGUAUCUGCAGUAUAUCGUAGCUAUUUCAAAAGGCACAAAAUUAUCAACACUCUAGAAAAAAUACGUCGUGUACAAAAUUCUAAGGGUUUGCUAAUGGAUUUGGGAGACGUUACUAAACCCGUAAGAGUAUCUGAAUCGUUCUUAAAAACCUAAAACGUUUUGUAAAGGAUUUAUAAGUCUUUCUGAAUCUUAAGGUUUUUUAAACUACGAUUUAGCAAAACAAUUAGAGUUUUUUUUGUAGAUUGAAAGGUUUCGUGAAGCAGGUUAAAAACCCUGGGGGAAUUUCUUUGUCUCGAAAAACUCAAUAGAGUGUUUUUCUAAACCCGUGUGGUUUUUCAUUCAACAUUGCAGAGUUUUUAAGUUUACUAAACUCCGGGAUUUAGCAUCCAACAUAUUUGAUCUAGGUAUCUUGGGUCUAGAACAUCCAAUAUAUUUUUAUCCAAAGAAAGCUCAUAAGUUACGAAUUAAGUCAACUUUGGAGUGUUAGUCAGUGGAACGAGCUCGAUAUUCUCUGUUCUUAAAACGUGUGAGCAUAUCUGCUCGCCGUCUAGAGCAUCAAAUGAUAGUUAAUAGUCCUCGCUUGCCUGUUCGAAUGUAUUCGGAAAAUGGUUGCUAGCAGCUUGCAAUAUGUAAUUUAACCUGUUUUUAUGAGUUCUUUCAUUGCUUAAGCCUAUGUCUGAAGCUUUCUACUACUGCUAGUUGAGAAGAGCAUGAGAACUCCGAUAAGUGUGAAAUCCUUAUAUUGUUUUUGACAAUAUGAAUCUAUCUUAGAAUAGAAAAACUGCUAUUACACAGAUAGAUAGAUAGACGUAAGUCUAUCGUUCAAGUCUAUGUUGAUCCGCGCUCUGCAAAGAAUUUAUUGACUUUCAACUGUAAAUCUAUCAUUAAAACCUAAUUUUUUCGUCAAAUUUUCCUCAAAUACGAUACAAAAUCAUCUUAUACUAGUGGUUAUACAAUAAGGAUGGACGUAGACACCCCUUCGGGGGUAAAUGCCG